AUGGCCUCUUCGAAGGUGAAAGGACGACGAAAUCUGUGGAUUGGCAUCGGUGUGGCCGUUGCCAUUGUGGUGAUUAUUGUCAUUGUGGUGCCAUUGGCGGUUAUCCUGCCCAAGAAGCAUCAUGGCAAGAAGGCUACGAUCCUGUUCCCCCUCUACAUCUGGCCAGAAACAAACAGUACAUGGGAUCCACUCUACGAGGAAGUUACCAACUACCCCGAUCUCAACUUUACCAUCAUCAUCAAUCCCAGCAGUGGUCCGGGAAACAGCUCGCAGCCCACCUCGCAGUACGCGUACCAGAUCAAGCGGCUGAAUGCGUACCCGAAUGUGCGGACCGUAGGAUACGUGCGCACAGGCUAUGCGAGCCGGAAUCUCACCACGGUGCUGCAGGAGGUGGACACCUACUCGGGGUGGGCAGCGCAAUCGCCAACGCUUGCCAUGCAUGGGAUCUUUUUCGACGAGGUACCCAGCGAGUAUGCCACGUCCUCGGCCGAAUACCUGGCUACGAUCAAUGAAGCGGCCAAGAACGCCUCCGGACUGAGGCCAGACCGAACGGUGAUCCAUAACCCGGGCGCGAUCCCAGACUCCCGAUAUAGUACUAUCGAAGGCACAGAUGUGACUGUUGUCUUUGAGCAGUCCUAUCAGGAGUAUCACACCAAGCAUGCGAACCUGCAAGCGCUUCCUGCGAACCGGACCGCCUACAGCUACAUGAUCCACUCGGUUCCUUCGAUGAAUAAUGGAACGCUCCGCAGCUUGGUAGACGAUCUGAGCGAGCGCGCGGAGUAUCUGUUUCUCACGACGCUGAGCCAGAAUUUCUAUGAGAGUUUUGACCCACAGUUACCCACUCUGUGUGCUGUCAUGCCAAGUUGA
Aspergillus thermomutatus is the source of this 867-nucleotide messenger RNA. RefSeq names its product spherulation-specific family 4 protein. The transcript is spliced from 3 exons. The record is from RefSeq and is a predicted model, not a curated record. Bases 1 to 867 code for a protein of 288 amino acids. NCBI's taxonomy places the organism in Eukaryota, Fungi, Ascomycota, Eurotiomycetes, Eurotiales, Aspergillaceae.